GUCAUGGAGGCUGGUUCCUCUUCAGCUGGCUUAAAUACGAGGCCAUCAGACGAACCCAGCAAAGUUUAACUGAACUGAACCAGAAUCAGGAUGUCUGCAGCUCGUUUCAGUCUGUCGCUGGUUGUGCUGCUGCUGGUCGCCGUCGUUCUGACUGAAGGUCUGCGCGGCGCCGGUCCAAAGAAAUGCUGCUUCCGCUUCAACGAGAAGCCGAUUCCCAAAGACAGGGUGGUGGGCUACGAUAAGACGAGCCAGCGCUGCUCCCAGUCAGCCGUCCUGCUGAACACCGUCGCUAACCGCCAGCUGUGCGUCCGACCUGCAGCUGAUUGGGUGAAGGAGCUCAUCAGAUACCUGGACGCCAAAUCCAUCCCAGGAAACGCCUCCAACCUGUAACCAUGGCGACAACAGACCAGGUUACAGCUCCACCGGGUGUUCUGAUGCUACAACCGUCCAGACUGUAACCAAACUGCAGCUCUGCAUCUAAAAUAUUCACGUUUAUUUUUACAUAAAUCAGCUGGAAGGAGUUUAUCUGCCGGAAAAGAACAUUUAUUUUAGAGAGUUUCAGGAUUCUUCAAGAACAUUUAGUUUAGAAUGUUUCAGGAUUCUUAAAGCAGAUUCCUGUGUUUCUGAGUACCAGGAGGUUUUAUUAAUACAACACUUUGACCACCGACACUGUGAAGGAGUUUAAAUGGAACUGACUGCUACAGAAUAAGCUAACAGGCUAAAGUGUUUCUGCUCUGGGGCCUCUUUGUCUGAAGCUAAAUAAUUGUGUGUUUUUAUUUUCAGUCAGGUUUUAAAGUCAUUGUUUCGGAGAAGAAACCCAAUCAGAGAAAAUAAUUUAUUUCUGUUUGCUUUUGCUGCUAAUUUGAUCAUUUCAAAUAAAAGCGAGACGUCAGCUUC
Messenger RNA from Amphiprion ocellaris (clown anemonefish), 897 nucleotides. Its product is annotated as C-C motif chemokine 4-like. NCBI's taxonomy places the organism in Eukaryota, Metazoa, Chordata, Actinopteri, Pomacentridae. The coding region runs from base 91 to 390 and encodes 99 amino acids. Gene Ontology annotation, cellular component: extracellular region. The record is from RefSeq and is a predicted model, not a curated record. The transcript has 3 exons. Gene Ontology annotation, molecular function: CCR chemokine receptor binding; chemokine activity. Gene Ontology annotation, biological process: chemokine-mediated signaling pathway; lymphocyte chemotaxis; positive regulation of ERK1 and ERK2 cascade.